CCCUGCUCCGCCGGUGCCUCUCCCGUGUCCCCGCCGCCUGCGGGACCCUCGCUGCCAUCGGCGCCAUCGAGGCUGAAGCCGCUCCGGGAGCCAGAACUGCCCCCGGCCCCACAUGGACCUCCCGGCGGAGGAUGGGGCUGAGGAGCCCCAGGAGGGGAGCCCCGAGGCUGAGGUGCCCGAGGGGCCGCAGCGCCCGGCGGGGCAGUGGUCGGGGCCCGAGGCGGGCUCGUGGCUGGCGGCGCACGGCGGGGCCGCGGGGCUGGCUCGGGAGCACGGCCUGACGGGCCGGGCGCUGCUGCGCCUGAGCGAGAGCUCGCUGCGGCGCAUGGGGGUCACCCCGCGGAGCCGGCGCCGGGAGCUGCUGCGGGAGCUGCUGCGGCUGCGGCUGCAGCAGGAGAUGCAGGAGCUGCGGAGCAUCGCUGGCGAGUGA
Messenger RNA from Camarhynchus parvulus, 430 nucleotides. RefSeq names its product protein aveugle-like. Gene Ontology annotation, cellular component: cytoplasmic side of plasma membrane. Gene Ontology annotation, molecular function: protein binding. Lineage: Eukaryota; Metazoa; Chordata; Aves; Passeriformes; Thraupidae. The record is from RefSeq and is a predicted model, not a curated record. Bases 113 to 430 code for a protein of 105 amino acids. Gene Ontology annotation, biological process: cell surface receptor protein tyrosine kinase signaling pathway. The transcript has 4 exons.